AUGUCGCGCUCUCCUCAACCGUUCAGAGUGGAGGAUGUAGUGUGGGCUAAGCUUGGCGACUACCGCACAUGGCCGUGCGAGAUCCUCUCUUUGGAUGGCCGGCAACAAAAUACACUGGACGAAACGAGCGGACAUGCGGUGGUGCGGCCGUUGUUGCCUAACCCACUCCCCCAUCUUUCAUUAUUCACACGUUUUGUGUGGCUGAGUGAAGAACAUCAAGUCAGCUAUAGCAACAUCUAUGAAUGGACGCCAUCUCUUACGAGAUUAUUUGUUAAUACUCACUCUCACAAGGAGUUGAACUUUGCACUGCGUGAAGCCGAGAAAUUGCGGCAAUCACGAGGCCAGAUAUCGCAACAAACGAGCAAAAGGAAAUCACUUGGAGAAGCUGAACCUUCACAAGAACUAAAGGGAGCAGUAGGGACAACAACAGCCGCCGCAACAGCAUCACCUUCAGCAGCACCGCUAUCAUCACAAGCAGCACAGGUGACAGUAGGAGUAGGAGCAACAACAACACUGCCUACAUACUUCCCAGUAGCAGACAACACUGACCAUGAAGAAGGGGAAGAGUACUCUGAAGAAGAGGAAGAGGACGAGGGAGGAGAGGAAGAGGAGGAGGAAGAAGAAGAAGGGGACGAGGAAGAAGAGGAAGAGGAUGAGGGAGGAGAGGAGGAGGAGGAGGAAGAAGAAGAAGGGGACGAGGAAGAAGAGGAAGAGGAUGAGGGAGGAGAGGAAGAGGAGGAAGAAGAAGAAGGGGACGAGGAAGAAGAGGAAGAGGAUGAGGAAGUAGAAGAAGGGGGAGAUGGGAGAAGGUUAGGGUAUAGUGUGAGGGAGAGCACGAGUCGGCAGCAGCUGCAGCAGUCAACAAGUGGAGGAGAUAGGGGCGAGAUUGGAAACCGAAGAGGGCACGCAAGGCCAGGAGGAAGCAGCGUGCCAGGAUCCAAUUACUGCGCCGGCAGGCUGUCUGCUGAGCUGAGAGGGUCGAGCAGUCAGGAACGGACGGAGAAGCCUGGCAGUGCCUCAGCAGCCUCCUCUCUUAGUGGCUCAGUGGCCUCCUCCCUCUCUAGCUCAUGGAACGUGCCUGCUAAGCUUGCCAUGCUUCGUCAUCAGCAGCAACAGGGGGCAGAAGGAGAUGGAGGAGGAGGAAGGAGGGAAACAGGCAGGGGAAGCAAAGGAAGGGGAGGAGGAGAGCAAUAG
This is a messenger RNA of Closterium sp. Yama58-4, 1194 nucleotides long. The record is from the annotation of a GenBank genome assembly. NCBI's taxonomy places the organism in Eukaryota, Viridiplantae, Streptophyta, Zygnematophyceae, Desmidiales, Closteriaceae.